AUGAUUAGAAACAGGGUUAAAGCCCCAACAACCGGCCAAAGCCAUCUCCUGCUCAACGGGAGCAAAGAGGUGGAGACUUCAAACGCUCUCUGGGGACGGAGAAAAAAUGUUUCUAACCUCGCUGGCUUUCUCAGCAUGGGCGCUGUGGUGGCUUCGCCGCUGUUCGCCCUAUUUCUGUACAUAUGCCUUGAACACUUUGAUGGUGCCAUGUCGAACGCAACAAUCGAGCUACUUUCGUCGCCUGUCGAUUUCUUUCUACAGUACCUGCCAGGUCCGACUAGCCAGGCGACAAUACUAUAUGUCAGCUGGGUCGCUAUGCAAGCCGCGCUAUACUCGGUACUUCCUGGGCAAAUUGUGCAUGGACCGCCAACACCCGCAGGACAUACUCACCCAUACAGGAUGAAUGGGCUAUUAUCAUGGUUCGUCACUAUUGGUACAGUAGCAGUAUUGGCAGCGAUUAAAGGGAUUGAAGCUGUUGCUGGCGUGGCUCAAAAUUGGGGCGGAAUUCUCGUCGCGGCGAAUAUCUACGGUCUUGCCUUCUCCGUGAUAUCAUGGUUGAAAGGCCAUCUCCACCCAAGCUUUGAGAAAGACCAGAGGUUCAGUGGAUCAAUAUAUCACGAUUUCUUGUCCGGCAUUGAGUUGAAUCCGCGGAUAGGUGGAACGUGGGACUUCAAGCUAUUCCAAAUUGGCCGACUGGGGAUGAAUUCAUGGGUAAUAAUUGAUCUCUGCUUUAUGGCUGAGCAGUAUAGUCGGUUCGGUGCGGUGUCCAAUUCAAUGGUGGCGGUGACUCUCCUUCAUGCCCUAUACACGGUCGACUUCUUCGUCAACGAAGCCUGGUAUCUGGCUACUAUCGAUAUUGCCCACGAUCACUUUGGGUUUUAUCUUUGCUGGGGCUCGGCCGUAUGGCUUCCUAUGGUCUAUACCACUCAAGCGCAAUAUCUUUCCGCUUACCCAGUCCAACUUUCCCCCACUGCAUUUUACUCCAUUUUGGGCAUUGGGCUCUUUGGCUAUAUUCUCUUCCGACUAUCAAAUAAUCAAAAAGACUUGUUGCGGAAGACACGUGGAGAUUGCAAAAUAUUCGGCAAGAAACCAGACGUGAUCAGAGCCAAGUACACGACUGGAGCCGGAGCAGUGCAUGAUUCUCUCUUACUGUGUUCAGGCUGCUGGGGUGUUGUUCGCCAUCCCAACUACGUUGGUGAUAUCAUCUUCUCCUUCUGCGUAUGCGCUUGUUGUGAAUGGACGCACUUACUACCCUAUACAUACUUUAUCUGGAUGACUGGAUUGCUAGUUCAUCGAUGCUAUCGGGAUGAGCGACGGUGUUCGAUUAAAUACGGGAAGUACUGGGAGCAGUAUCAGGGAAUAGUACGAUGGAGAAUGAUACCUGGUGUCUUCUAA
Messenger RNA from Aspergillus caelatus, 1395 nucleotides. RefSeq names its product ergosterol biosynthesis ERG4/ERG24. The record is from RefSeq and is a predicted model, not a curated record. Gene Ontology annotation, biological process: cholesterol biosynthetic process; brassinosteroid biosynthetic process. Gene Ontology annotation, cellular component: endoplasmic reticulum membrane. The transcript is spliced from 5 exons. NCBI's taxonomy places the organism in Eukaryota, Fungi, Ascomycota, Eurotiomycetes, Eurotiales, Aspergillaceae. The coding region runs from base 1 to 1395 and encodes 464 amino acids. Gene Ontology annotation, molecular function: 7-dehydrocholesterol reductase activity.